AUGUUGUCCAGUCGGCGUAUGGUAAUCGGUGGUCAUUUGUAUGCGACCGGGUACUAUCUCUAUGGUACCUGGAUAGUACCUGAUCGGUAUCUGGAUGCUACCGGGUAUGUACCUGGAAUUCGCGAUUGCCACUGGCUGGCACAUCGAUCGUUUAUAUACCAUCAGUGUUUUUUUACACCUUCUCAAGCUUUCCAGGGUCUUAUCGGAUAAAGCUGGAACAAAAAAUAACGACCCGGGAAGCAAUUCCAGACUUUCCGCAAGAAAUCGCGAAUGUCAGGUAGCUACCCGGUAGCUACUUGCAUCGACCUCCUACCCGGGUACCACCAAAGGUUAAUCGGGAAGUCGAUACAAAUAGCUACCGGGUAGCAACUUUUGAAAAAGUCAAUCGGCGUAUGGUAAUCGGUGGUCGUUUGUACGCGACCGGGUACUAUCCCUAUGGUACCUGGGUCGGAGGUCGAUGCAAGUAGCUGCUUGACAUUCGCGAUUGCUACCGGAAAGUCUAAGAUUGCUUCCCGGAUCGUUAUUUUUUGUUUCAGCUUUAUCCAAUAAGACCCUGGAAGGCUUGGGAGGGUGUAAAAAAACAUUGAUGCUAUAUAAACGACUGUGCCAACCAGUGGCAGUCGCGAAUUUCAGGUACCUAUCCGGUAGCAUCCAGAUACCGACCAGGUAUUAUUCAGGUACCAUAGAGAUAGUACCCGGUCGCAUACAAAUGACCACCGAUUACCAUUCGCCGAUUGACUUUUCCAAAAGUUGCUACCCGGUAGCUAUUUGUAUCGACUUCUCGAUUCAUCUUUGAAAGUUGAUAUGCCUGCUCUGAGUUAAUUGCGGGAUAAAAAAAAGUCACUGCAGUAGUCGAGGUGAGGCUUCACAAAUAGAUUGAAAACCAUAUUAUACUGUUGGAUUGUAAGACAACGAAAACUCUUAAGAAUUUGUUUACUUUUCAGCAUAGAGGUAUUAACUGCUUUCGAGAUAUGAGCUUUGAAAAGUAGGGGGUUAUCCACCAUGACACCGAGAUCUCUAACAACUUCGGAAGAACUAAUCGAAGUGCCGUUGAUAGAAUAAACUGUCCUUGGAUUUGAUUUGCCUAGGUGUAGAGCAACAGUUUUGUUUUCGGCUAAUGGAAGGCCCCAGGUUUCAGACCACUCAGAAAGCUGAUUGAUUGCGUUUUGAAGAACGAUUGGGUUAGAAGAGAAAAUUUUGAGAUCAUCAGCGAAUAAAUAGCUAGAUACGUCAUUACUGAAGUUUUGAGCUAACACGGGGAGUGCAAAAGGUGGUGGGUUGAGAAUUUGAUGAAACUUGGUAUAUAGGUACUUUAGGACACCCUGAUUCCAAUAAAGUUGAAAAAAAGUGCGCCUUUUGGGUUCUAGUCGAGUUAUGGCACCUCAAAGUUUGCACGCAAAAAAUGCAUUGGAUGGAAGGAGGAAAUAUCUCGCGGCGGCUAAGUCUAGCUGCCAGCAGGUGGCGUGGUGUAGUGGCUAGCGGUCUAGCGCUAUGGAACCUAUGAUGCCGGUUCAAAUCCUUUUUUGUGCAAUUUAUUUUUGCCAUUUUUUUUCUUUAAAAAAUUAGUAAGUUUUGAAGAUGGAGUGAAUAAACAGCUCAAAAUGUUGAAAUUCACCAUUUUAUGCCCUUCUGAGAAAGAAUUUUGACAAAAAAAUUUUUUUGCUAUGAAUUUCCUUUUUCCAACCAUAAGGCUCUGGUCGACCCCUUUCUUUAAAAAAAAUUCCUGAUGAAAAAAAAAAUCAAAAAUUUUUAUGAGAUUCAUCAUUUUUUUCUUCUCUUUUAAGAUGUUAUGUAAGUAGAUUUAGCGAAGAUGGUUUACGUAAUUAUAAACACUACUUUACUAAUCUCAGUAAUCAAAGAACGCCAAACGAGUAUUCCCUUAACUAACUUUUAAAGAGAUUUCUACGCCUCCGAGAGGUUUUUUUCCCCUUCAGGGCUUUCUCAGUAAGUUUUUUUGGAAAGUUCACGUCCGGUUUGUAUCCAGUGGAGAGAGGCGGGCUGAGCCACAACACUCUUCCUAGCUGGGCUGCUGCAGGAGAAAGAAGGUGAACCGGCGGGCAAGAGCCACAACACGGUUUUCCGCAGUCGUCUGAGCAGCUUCGACAGAGAGACACGACGAAGCAACGCUGGCUGGGUCUGA
Messenger RNA from Caenorhabditis auriculariae, 2140 nucleotides. Lineage: Eukaryota; Metazoa; Nematoda; Chromadorea; Rhabditida; Rhabditidae. The record is from the annotation of a GenBank genome assembly.